AUGACAAGUUUAAGUAUGCCAGAAAGUGAUAGUGCCAUUGAAGCAUUUACAUCAAUUUUUGCGAGUAAACACAAAUUGGACAAUGUGAACAGCGUGAUCAAGAAUAAAUAUUUACAACAAAUGGCAGGUCGAAUCACUCGAGGUUCGAAAAAAACGGAUUUUGAAUAUCUACAAAAAGAUGGACCAGCCGUAAAGAAAUUUGCAUGGGUCAUGGGUGACGAUGGUUUAUCACUUUUUCUCGUACAAUCCAACCUAGAAGCGCUACGUUCCAUUGGAUGUGAGGACAAAUGGAUCCGAAGAAAACUGGAAAAUGGCGAAUACUUUCAACUGGGUAUAUUUUAUAGGUCACCUGAAUGUCUUCUAGCUACAUGGGACGGAGUACUAUCAUUAAUCGACAUCUACUAUCCGAAGUCUAUUUCCGCGAAGAUUCGUCGACAUGAAAAAGCAUUAAAACAAAUGAGUUUCGAUGAGAUUGAGGCCCGUGCACGAUUGUCAUACCUUCAUGGAGCAACUUACUUUGACAUCAAUGAAUUGGCUGUUAAUGGCAACUCAGCCGAUCCUCGAUUCAUGUCCGAAGAAAGAUUUUUAAAAUGUGAAGGAACACUUGAAGAGUCACGUGGCUUUCUCUACAAUCGAUUAGGUCUUGCAAAAUUAUUUGAUGGUAGCGGCUUCACUAAGAAUUCAAGUGGACAAUUAGGUGUACGAGAAUAUUUGCAACCCAAUAUACCAGUCAGAGACAUACCAGGAUUUCGAUAUUUGAAUUUACCCAUUGAUACAACCGAUCUUAUGCCUGACUCUUGA
Molecule: messenger RNA, 801 nt
Organism: Rotaria sp. Silwood1
Lineage: Eukaryota; Metazoa; Rotifera; Eurotatoria; Philodinida; Philodinidae
Source: the annotation of a GenBank genome assembly